Molecule: messenger RNA, 444 nt
Organism: Acanthocheilonema viteae
Lineage: Eukaryota; Metazoa; Nematoda; Chromadorea; Rhabditida; Onchocercidae
Source: the annotation of a GenBank genome assembly
AUGAAAAGAAUACAGCAAAGUUACCGUAUACCAGUUAUCAUAAAGGCUAUACCAAGACGACCAGAUAGGCCUGGCAAAGGAUCUUAUUGGGCAGUUCAUCCACACGCUCUAAGAAUGUUUGAAAAUGGUAGCUGCUUGAGACGAAGGAAAAGAUUUAAGGUGCAAACAUAUGGUGUUAGCGAAAAUUUGCAACAUCCAUUACCGAAACUAGCCUAUCACCAACCACCUUGCUCAUCACUCCAAUGGCUAUUGCCUACUCAUUUACCGUCAUCAGUAACAGCCGGUACUUUCAUGGAUCCACAACAGCUCUUCCUUACAACUCAUAGUCUCCUUUUAUUUCCCUCUUUAACCCAGCAACCAGCUGAUUUACCUACUAUUAUCACACCAAAAUCAAUAUGUAACUCUUCGUUUACCAUUGAUUCAAUCUUAUCAUCAGCAACUUAA